Branchiostoma belcheri (Belcher's lancelet) is the source of this 1708-nucleotide messenger RNA. RefSeq names its product IQ domain-containing protein G-like. The transcript is spliced from 9 exons. Gene Ontology annotation, cellular component: cytoplasm; sperm flagellum. Gene Ontology annotation, biological process: cilium organization; sperm axoneme assembly. Gene Ontology annotation, molecular function: protein binding. Lineage: Eukaryota; Metazoa; Chordata; Leptocardii; Amphioxiformes; Branchiostomatidae. Bases 206 to 1399 code for a protein of 397 amino acids. The record is from RefSeq and is a predicted model, not a curated record.
UGACGUUGCGUGGGGAACCAAGGUAAACAGAUAGCGUAUCCAGUGUGCAGUUCAGACGGACGCUCUGGUUUUCCGUGUUUUGUUGCAUUUUCAGCGUCUAAAAGAAUAUUUCACAUGGUUAGAGCAUAGACUCUGCCACAAGCAACCUCAAGAUCUAGCUAAAGACUAUUGUCAACACACGUCAUUCUGAGUGAACCCUCCCGCCAUGGACCCAGACUCCAUGGGCCUGGCCACGCCUGCUGACGUGCUGCAGGUGGCCACGGUGCUGGAGGACUGUGUGGACCAGCUGGUCGUGCUGGGGAAAAUCAUGCCGGUGUCGUACGAAGGGAGACCAGAUGCUGACGAGAUAGUUGGAGAUGAGAUUGGGAGGAUUGUGGACAGCCAGCGGCAGUUGGAGCAGCAGUUCUCCCAGCUGAUGACUGCUCGACAGGACACCAAGGUAUCAGGUGCGGUGGGGAAGAUGGACCGCCUGAUGCAGCUGGAUCAGGACAUCACAGCCGUAUCAGGUGGCCUGAAGGGCAGCAACCAGUUCUUCACCCGCAGCCUGAAGCAGAGCCCACUGACAUCUGACAACCUGGAGAAGAUUCAGGCAGACAGGGCCUUUGUAGAGUCAGUGAUGGUGGAAGCCCAGUCAGAGCUGGCGGUAUCGGGGACGUUCCUGUCCCUGCUCCAGUCUGUUCUGUCGGAGCGAGAGAAAAAGGCAAACCUACAGCAGACCAUCCUGAGGGAGGAGGAGGGGCGCAAGAGGAUCAAACAGCUACAGAGGCUGAAACUGGAGGUCAGGAAGGAGAAGGAAGUCGAGAUACAGAAUCGGAAUGAGAUGAUAGCCCAUCUGAAGGACCAGCUCCAGGAGAUGAAGGCUAAGACUAACAUGGAGGGGAAGUAUGUGAAGAAGAACGCUGAAGUUCAGGUGUUCCAGACACAGAAGCGCUGUAACAUGUCCGAGCAGGCCCUCAGAGAAGAACUCGAGGCGCUGAAGGUAAAGAUCGAUGAGGAAGUGAGAGUAAAUGGAGAAAUCGAAUCCUUCCUGAAAACACAUCAGAGGGAACUUGAGGAGAAGGUUGAGUAUUGGAUGGAGAAGUAUGACAAAGAUGUGGAUGCCAAGCAGCAUGAACUGGAUGUACUGAAGGCGUCCAAGGCUCAGGACCUAGCCAGGCUACAGGAGCUGACCAAACUGUAUGCGGAAUAUGAACAGGUGGUUGUAGAAGACAGGAUUGAGAAAGAGAAGGCCAGGAGAAAGGCAGAACAGGAAGCUAUCGAGCUCCAGUGUGCCAUUAAGCUCCAGUCCUGGUGGAGGGGAGUCAUGGUACGCAAGGGUCUCGGUCCUUACAAGAAGGGCAAGAAAGGGAAGAAGGGCAAAAAGAAGUCUGGGAAGAAGGGCAAGAAGAAGAAGAAGUGAACCAUGUAUCUCAAGAGUCUACAAAAGGUCUAUCUAAUUCGUAAAAUAAAAGAUUUUCUUUCUUUUAAUGAUUAAUGACAAAGUGUUGACUGUUAUUCUGAACCUACACAGUGAAAAGGCGUGUAUUUUUACAGAUAUUGUUUUAUGGAAUAUAACAUUAUAUAUAAUUCAGUUCUUAUAUCUUUACAACUGGAAAACCUUCUCACACACAAUUUUUGUGUGUUUCUAUACUGGUGUUUCUCACUGAUCUAUUGUAAAAAGUUGUACAUACUUUUUUCGUCAUGAAUAAAUAAAACAUACAUCACAAAG